Messenger RNA from Rhinichthys klamathensis goyatoka, 5277 nucleotides. It is a transcript of the gene rock2a, whose product is annotated as rho-associated, coiled-coil containing protein kinase 2a. NCBI's taxonomy places the organism in Eukaryota, Metazoa, Chordata, Actinopteri, Cypriniformes, Leuciscidae. The record is from RefSeq and is a predicted model, not a curated record. Gene Ontology annotation, cellular component: cytoplasm; cytoskeleton; centrosome. The coding region runs from base 384 to 4514 and encodes 1376 amino acids. The transcript is spliced from 31 exons. Gene Ontology annotation, molecular function: small GTPase binding; Rho-dependent protein serine/threonine kinase activity; ATP binding. Gene Ontology annotation, biological process: peptidyl-threonine phosphorylation; regulation of actin cytoskeleton organization; Rho protein signal transduction.
AGAUAGAGAGGCGGGGAGGAGAGGAGAGGGGCGCCCAGAAAACGCCCUGCAGCCGAAUCCUCUCAAAAUUAAAACUUUAUCGCGCCAUUGACGGUACGCUCGCAUGAAAGGAUGAGAAGUUUGAUCCCGCUCAGUUGUUGAAAGUAACCACUUAACAGACUGUUUUGAGGGGAAGUUUGGAAAACCUCAGUUGUUCCCAUUGGAUUAUUUUUUUCUUGCUCUAUUCUGGACGAGCCCGGGGUACUUUUGGAGGGCGGCGAGUCGGAGGCUGUCUAGGCCCGCUGCUCGACAACUUGAAAGAAGAUAUUGUAUCUUUAAUGUGAACCAGAAAAGUUGUGCAGAUCGCUCUUCAUUGCUCAUACUGGCGCCAGGACAAGGUAAAAAUGUCGCUAGGAGCGGAGAGAAGGAUGGAAAACCGGCUGAGACAACUGGAAGCCAUGAUCAAAGAGCCGCGGUCUGCGAUCAACUUGGAAAGUUUGCUGGACUCCAUGAAUGCCCUGGUUUUAGAUCUGGACUCUCCGGCCUUACGUAAAAAUAAGAACAUUGAGACCUUCUUGAACAGAUAUGAGAAGGUCAUGGGCCAAACAAGAGAGCUGCAGAUGAAGCCAGAGGAUUUUGACCGAGUGAAGGUGAUCGGUAGAGGAGCAUUCGGAGAAGUCCAGUUGGUUAGGCAUAAGGCCUCUCAGAAGGUGUACGCAAUGAAGGUGCUCAGUAAGUUUGAAAUGAUCAAACGCUCAGAUUCUGCCUUCUUCUGGGAGGAACGUGACAUCAUGGCAUUUGCCGACAGCCCAUGGGUCGUACAGCUGUGCUGUGCUUUCCAGGAUGACCGUUCUCUCUACAUGGUAAUGGAAUACAUGCCAGGAGGAGAUCUAGUCAAUCUCACCAGCACAUACGACGUUCCAGAGAAGUGGGCAAAGUUCUACACUGCCGAGGUUGUGUUGGCUUUGGACGCUAUUCAUUCCAUGGGCUUUAUUCACCGAGACGUCAAACCAGACAACAUGCUGCUGGACCGCAACGGACACCUCAAACUUGCCGACUUUGGGACCUGCAUGAAAAUGGAUGGGACGGGGAUGGUUCAUUGUGACACUGCGGUUGGAACCCCUGAUUACAUCUCGCCAGAGGUUCUCAAGUCUCAGGGAGGGGACGGAUACUACGGACGCGAGUGUGACUGGUGGUCGGUGGGAGUAUUUAUCUAUGAGAUGUUGGUUGGUGAUACACCCUUCUAUGCCGAUUCUUUGGUGGGGACCUACAGUAAGAUUAUGGACCAUAAGAACUCUCUUAACUUCCCUGAUGACGUUGAUAUCUCUCAAGAAGCCAAAAACAUCAUCUGUGCCUUCCUAACUGACAGGGAGAUUCGCCUGGGCCGAAAUGGCGUAGAAGAAAUUAAAAGAAAUCCUUUCUUUAGAAACGACCAGUGGACCUUCAGCACCAUUAGAGAGACUGCAGCCCCUGUGGUUCCAGAGCUGAGCAGUGACAUAGACACCAGUAAUUUUGAUGAGAUAGAGGAGGAUAAAGGAGAAGUGGAGACCUUUCCUACACCCAAAGCCUUUGUUGGCAAUCAGCUUCCGUUCGUAGGGUUCACCUACUUUAAAGAAGACCAGUUGUUGAAUGCCGUUAACAGUUCAGCAAUGAAAAAUGAUCUCCCAGUAUCUAAGAGAGAGGACAAUUUAGCACUCCAGAAGAAACUUCAUUCUCUAGAAGAGCAGCUCAAUAUUGAAAUGCAGGCCAAAGAUGAGCUGGAGCAAAAAUUCAGAAGCAACUGCAGCCGCCUAGAAAAGAUCACCAAAGAGCUCGAUGAAGAGAUAAAUGGCAGAAAAGUGUUGGAGACGUCUCUGAGACAGCUGGAGAGAGAGAAAGCUCUCCUGCAGCACAAGAGCGUAGAGAGUCACCGCAGAGCGGAGAGUGAAGCCGACCGCAAACGCUGCCUGGAGAAUGAAGUGAACAGUCUGAGGGAUCAGCUGGAUGAAAUGAAGAAGAAAAACCAGAACUCGCACAUCUCCAAUGAGAAGAACAUCCAUUUGCAGAAACAGCUGGAUGAGGCGAAUGCGUUACUGCGGGCAGAAUCUGAUGCGGCUACACGGCUGCGUAAAGCUCAGACAGAGGGCUCCAAACAGCUGCAGCAGCUGGACGCUCAUGCAAGAGAACUGCAGGACAAGUGCUGCAUGCUGGAGAACAGCAAGCUCACGCUGGAGAGAGAGAACAUCAGCCUGCAGGCAGCGCUGGACUCAGAGAAACGAGAGCACACCCAGGGCUCUGAGACUAUCUCUGAUCUACUGGCACGAAUCUCUGGUUUGGAGGAGGAAGUGAAACAGGUGAGACAAGCCCUAUCUAAAGCUGAGACCGAGAAGAGGCAACUUCAGGAGAAGCUAACAGACAUGGAGAAGGAGAAGAGCAAUAACCAGAUUGACAUGACGUAUAAGCUGAAGGUGUUGCAGCAAGGUUUGGAGCAGGAGGAGGCGGCACACAAGGCCACAAAAGCUCGACUUGCCGACAAGAGCAAGAUCAGCGAGUCCAUUGAAGGAGCAAAAUCUGAGGCUGUGAAGGACCUGGAACAAAAGCUGCAGGAGGAGCGUUCCUCUAAACUGCGUGUGGAGAACAGGGUGUUAGAACUGGAGAAGAAGAACUCCAUGCUUGACUGUGAUUAUAAACAGUCACUGCAGAAACUAGAGGAACUGCGGCGACAUAAAGAGAGACUCACAGAAGAGGUGAAGAAUUUUAGUCUGAAGAUUGAGCAAGAAGUUCAGAAACGCACUUUGACUCAGAAUGACUUGAAAGUUCAAAACCAGCAGCUCAGCACCCUCCGAACAUCAGAGAAACAGCUCAAACAGGAGAUCAACCACCUGCUGGAAAUCAAACGCAGCCUGGAAAAACAAAACAUGGAGCUGCGCAAGGAGCGUCAGGAUUCGGAUGGACAGAUGAAGGAACUGCAGGAUCAGUUGGAGGCAGAGCAGUAUUUCUCCACCCUGUAUAAGACACAGGUGCGGGAGCUGAAGGAAGAGUGUGAGGAGAAAAAUAAACUCUAUAAAGACAUGCAGCAGAAUCUACAGGAGUUACAGGAGGAAAGGGAUUCUCUUGCGGCCCAGUUGGAGAUCACACUAACGAAAGCUGACUCCGAGCAACUGGCACGCUCCAUUGCGGAGGAGCAGUAUUCCGACCUGGAGAAGGAGAAGAUCAUGAAGGAGCUGGAGAUCAAAGAGAUGAUGGCCAGACACAGACAGGAGCUCGCUGAAAAAGACACCACCAUCACCUCUUUAGAGGAAGCUAAUCGCACAUUGACAAAUGAUGUCGCAAACCUGGCCAAUGAGAAAGAAGAGCUCAACAACAAGCUAAAGGAGGCACAAGACUACCUGCAGAAUCUGAAGAAUGAAGAGCAGUCCAUCACUCAAGUGAAACUGGCCCUUGAGAAACAGCUGCAGUCAGAGAGAACUCUCAAAACACAGGCGGUGAACAAGCUGGCAGAGAUCAUGAACAGAAAGGAGGUCAGAGGUGGAGGCAGUCGCCGUGGAAAUGAUACAGACGUGAGGAGGAAGGAGAAAGAAAACAGGAAGUUGCAGCUGGAGCUUCGUUCUGAGAGGGAGAAACUCAACAGCACCAUCAUCAAAUACCAGAGAGAAAUCAACGACAUGCAAGCACAAUCGGCGGACGAGUCUCAGGUGCGUGUCGAGCUGCAGAUGGCUCUCGACAGUAAAGACAGUGAUAUUGAGCAGCUGCGCGGCCUGUUGAACUCUCUCAACGUCCAGUCGCUCGACUCGGCCAGUAUGAGCAGUGGCCCAGACAUGGACACUGACGAGUCACUACCAGAGAUCAGACUGGAGGGCUGGUUGUCUAUACCAGUAAGGAACAACACCAAACGCUUUGGGUGGGAAAAGAAGUAUGUUGUGGUGAGCAGCAAGAAGAUUCUCUUCUACAACAGCGAGCAGGACAAAGAGCUUUCCAAUCCUUACAUGGUGUUGGACAUAGAUAAACUUUUCCAUGUGCGUUCGGUAACUCAGACGGACGUUUAUCGAGCUGACGCCAAAGAGAUCCCCAGAAUAUUUCAGAUCUUGUAUGCUAAUGAGGGUGAGAGCAAGAAGGAGCAAGAGGAACCUCUUCCUGGGGACAAGUCCAGCUACAUUUGCCAUAAGGGUCAUGAGUUCAUCCCCACCCUGUACCACUUUCCCACUAACUGUGAAGCCUGUACCAAACCCCUGUGGAACAUGUUCAAACCACCUCCAGCCCUGGAAUGCAGACGAUGCCACAUCAAGUGCCACAAAGACCACAUGGACAAGAAAGAAGAAAUCGUCGCCCCCUGCAGAGUGAACUACGACGUGUCUACUGCUAAAAACCUGCUGCUGUUAGCCUUGUCUCAGGAGGACCAGCAGAAGUGGGUUAGUCGGCUCAUGAAGAAGAUCCCCAAAAAACCUCCAGCACCAGACGCCCCUCACCGCUCCUCUCCCAGAGUUCCUGCUAAAGUGCAAAGCAGUCAAUCCAUGAGGAGACCCAGCCGACAAAUACCUUCCGGCAAACCCAGUUAACCUUAUAUUGGGAAUCUGGUGCUGCUACAUGGUGAUUUGGGGUUCUUCCUGUCACAUCAACAAAAGACCUUUGUCGUUACUUUUCGCACAUUUUGGCAAAUCCCCAAAAAAGUGAGAGAUACACAAAUGUUGAUGAAGGCUUUGCUGGCGUGAUAUGGCUUUUAUUUUCUGGGCAUGCGGUUGCUUCGACUUCAAGAGCACAACAGAUCUACACAGAACUGAAGGGUCAGCGUCACACCAAACUUCUUAUUCAUUCAAGGCCAGAGUUGACCUGAACGCUAAGACUGAACCGGCCAGAGAAUGUGGACGACAGCUGGUUCUGACCGUAGUCUUUUUUUUCUCUUUUUUUUUUAUGGCUGAAUAUAGACGGUAGUGCAACACACCACAUAAACGGCUAGAAAACACCACUACAUAUGUUUCUCAUUCCUUCAUAAAUGCAAGUGCAACUCUGGUGUUUCUUCUUGUAGAGUGUUUUUAUCUUUAUUUACCCCCACGUGCGAUCAUACCCUCUUUGAUCACGGAUGCAUCCCAUAAUGCUCUCCUGGACACCUGUGUGGCUCACUCACUAGAAUGAGUUGACUGUAAUCUGAGGAGGAAGCUUUAUUAAUGGUUGUGAUUAACAGUGACCAACAUCUAGAUGUGAGCUGUGCAUGUGGGCAGGAGUUUCUCAAACGUUUCCAGAUUUGAAAUUGAUCUGCAAGUCUGUUUUGGGGUGGUCAUCUUAUGAAUUUGGUCAUCGGCUGUUAAAAGUUGAAAUUUAGAU